Triticum urartu is the source of this 2016-nucleotide messenger RNA. RefSeq names its product nucleobase-ascorbate transporter 7. The record is from RefSeq and is a predicted model, not a curated record. Lineage: Eukaryota; Viridiplantae; Streptophyta; Magnoliopsida; Poales; Poaceae.
CCCAUCCUCCGAAACGUGAGGGUUCCGCCAACUCUCCGCAUCGUCUCCUCCCUGCUCCCUCCUCUCCCAUGUCGCUGCCCUCAAGCCCGCGCCCCUCCACCUCAUCUCCUCUCCGCUCCCUCCUCUCCAACGCCGCCGCCCUUGAUGCGCCGUUAGGGACGCCGUCGACACUACGUAGCGGUGGAGCUCAGUCUACUCCUAACCCUAUUCGCUCGAUUGACAAGACCAGGGCGACAGAUUGGAUCUAGGGCGCCCGCAUGGCCUCGCCGCCGCUGCCGGCUGGAUUCGCUAGCCGCCGCUUGGAGUCACCCUGGCUGCCGCCUCGAGUCACAUCCGUCGCCGCCGCGAAUCAGCUCCACCGUUGCGGUCAGGAAUCCCGUCCAGGCAAGGAAUUUGAUUGACGGAGGCAUCACUAUCUGGCGCUGGAUUAUACAUCACGUUCUGCACUCGCUCCGCAGAUGGGAGGAAACAGUGACGACAAGGCAGUUGUUAUGCAGAUAAUGAUGUUUUUGGCUGGAAUCAACACCCUUCUACAGAGUUUCUUUGGUACCCGAUUGCCUGCGGUGAUUGGUGGAUCAUACACCUUUGUUCUACCUACCAUUUCGAUCAUACUUGCGGGACACUACACCAACGAACCAGAUACACACCAUAUGUUGAAAAGAAGGAAUUCCUCAAAAUCAUGCGUGGAACACAAGGUAUCGCAAGGCAUUCAGACGGUCGUUCUACCUACAGGUCUGCCUUAUAUCUACAGGUAUAUCCAUGCAUUCUUUAUUCUUUUUUUGCAGUGACCUACUGAUCUUCGUGAUUUAGUUUAGUGCUAGAGUUAGCAAAAUCUACUGAUCUUAUGUCUUUGUCAUGUUCCCCUUGUUUGGGUGGUCUACCUUUGGCUAUGAAUGUACGUAUAUUAUUGUCAUGUUCCCCUUAUCCCUGCAUCACUGAACAAUGCUGGCAAACUAAUGUCCCUUUGCCCUAUGUAAUGGUGUUACAGACUGCCAUUUGUUUUGUCGAGCUUACUAACUGAUUUUUUUUACAUUAUCAUGAAUAUGCUUUAGGCGUGCCUCUUCUCUGUUUCGGUGAAACAAGGUUUAGGGAACUCUUUUUAAAGACAUGUGUAUACAGAACACAUGUUUCAUCGUCUUCGCUUUUUUUCAUGAGUUGUUGAAAAGAUCUUAUGAAGCUUGAUUGAUAAUGUUUCAACUCAGAUGAAGUGGUCUAUAUGAUAAGCUUUUGCAGAUCCUGGGGAUCGUUAUACCUUCUGUACAAUUCUCUGUUCUGGAUUCAAAUAGUUUGGGAGUGUUGCAUGCCCAGUCUUUUCUAAACCUUGCUAAGUUUCUCCAUGUCCAGUCUUUUCUUCUAAGAAAAAACUCUUUUGUUGCAUCCACAUUAACCAUAUGUAUUUCCAUUUUCAUUUUUGAAUUGUAAACUGUAGCUGCUUAAAACUUUGGUAUAAAAUAAAGCCCUUAUUGGUAAAUGAGACACGUUAUUAGCAAUGUUUCACAUUUUCUUACUUGCAAUACCAUGCUUGCCUGUUCAGGUCUUCCAAGACCUAAAUCAUGAAAUCCAGCACAUACAACACCUUUUUUUAAACUUCGGUUACCCUGACACAAGCCUCCGUUCAAUUUUCUUAUACGGAGGGGUUAGAAAUAGUUACCUUACGUGCUUGCUUUCAAAACUACAUCUACUGAUAAAUGUUUUUUUUUUCAAACCACACUGGGUAUCAUGGAUGGAUGAGGUUGUGGCAGUAGUUCGUGGGUGCCUUAUCUAUCUUGAUAAAGCGAUCGAUCAUGGCGCAUUGGAGGCAGAACAAGAGAAAAGCUUUGGGCGUCUGUGGUGUUGAACAUUCAGUGUUUAUGUGCUUUGUACAUGCACGACUAGUCCAUGUUGAAAGAAUAGAAGCAGAAGUGUGGAGAUGAUGUAAUUGGUCAGUCAGGAAAUUCAGUCUCAAUGAGCUCAACUAACGACAUGUGUGAGUUGAGCCUGAGGUCAUUUUCAAAGUAACAGAAGUAUUUUACUUUC